AUGAGGGGCGUCUCCGAUGGUGAAUAUAAAUGGAUUCUUCAUACAAAGGAUCAUUUCACAGAAUUUUCCUGGGCGUAUCCUCUAAAGACCACGGAAACUCAAUAUAUUGCUGAAAAACUUCUACAACAAUUUUAUUUGUUUGGAACACCACGAAUUUUACAACGCAAUAAUGGCAAAGAAUUUGUGGCAAAAGUAAUAAGGGAUUUGAAAAACACAUGGCCUGAUCUAAUCAUUAUCAAUGGUCGAUCCAAUCAUCCUCAAAUGCAAGGAUCGGUCGAGUGUGGCAACCAAACACUUGAAUCAGCAGUAGACCAAGAUGUUUUGAAUGAAGAAGAUCUUCCGCAUGAGUUUAGUGAUGGACUAUUAGAAUAUGAUAAUCCAGCGACUGCUGUGAAAGUUGCAACUUCUGAUACCAAUAAAACAUUAGCUUGCAUGGAUGAAGCACUUGCAACAGCAUCAAACAUAUCUCUAUCAACAGCAUCAUUAUCUGCAUGUCAUGCAUCUCCUCAUACGAAAAAACGACAACGAACCAAACAGUUUUCGAACGAUCAAAUUGGAUCUCUGGACAAAGGUAAGAUGAUUGCCUACACUCGUCUAACAGAAAGUGCCAUGUCAUCAUUUCUUUAG
Messenger RNA from Rotaria sp. Silwood2, 627 nucleotides. The record is from the annotation of a GenBank genome assembly. Lineage: Eukaryota; Metazoa; Rotifera; Eurotatoria; Philodinida; Philodinidae.